GAUUGAUGAAAAAGGAAAGAAUUUAAAAUUACAGAUGGCCAAAAAUAUUAAAUAUAUAAAUCUAACUAUAAAAAAGAUAAAGUGCCAACAUAUCUCGCUGUUAAUUGUGAUGCGAAAAAUUCCCACUGUUAACGCCACAAAAAACCUGGAAUGGCCCCACUGCAAGAUUCUGGCCACACUGAGUCAAAACUGAAACCGAAACUGGCUGGUUUGCGGAUCGAGUGUUUAUUAAUUUUUAAGCAAUAUUCGCAGACUAGCUUUGCUUUGCCUGAAUAAGUUAGUCAUAAAUUAAAGACGCGCCGGUCCAAACAGCACUUCUCUCAGAAUUUGAUAUUUUUUCAAUCGAAAACGAAAAAGGCCGAGUACUGAAGGAGAAGUGAAACGAAAAGCGAAUAUACACAAAUAAGCUUGUGAAUUCAGUGGAAAAGUGAUACAUUCGCAAGGAAAACGGCACAAUUUAAGCCAAAGUGCCGGAGGAAAAGCCAACUGCUGUCUGUGCUGCGGCGUCUCAGUGAAUUUUCCGUUUUCCGACCCACGACGAGGGUGGAAAACGCGUGAAAACCGAAACGAAAAUCCUGCGUGUGUGUGCAAAUAAUGUGAAUAAAAAUUGCCUGGAAAAAUAAAAAGAGUUCGCUAAAAAAUACAAAAACAAGAAAUUUAAACGAGAAAAUGGGAAAGAAGGCGGAAUGUCCGAUGGGCGAUUUUUAGUGCGGGAGCAGCUCAAAAAUCCAGUUUCGGGCUGCAAGGCGUGUCAGGAUUGAAAUCGAACCACCACCAACAUAACCAGCAGCAGAAGAAGCAGCGGCAGUACCAAAAACAACAACAUCAGCAGCAACGAAAACAGCCGCUUUAAGCCAAUUCCGUUUUGGCCCUUUUCCUGGUUAUUCCUGUUUGACUUCAUUUUCACCCAGCUUUCGCCGCAGAAUUUCGCAUUUCGGAAGACAAAAUGUCGACGCGCUCGCAAUUAACCAAGGACCUCAACGAAAGCGUCAAAUCCAUACUGGGUCGCCACACAAAGAUACUCGUCAAGUAUAUGGUCAAAUUGGAGACAAAAGGCGAUAAGACGGAGAAUCGUGUUCUGGUUUUUACUCCCGUGAGGGUAUAUUUGCUCAGUGCCAAAGUGCCCACCAAGAUCGAAUGCCAUUUCCACUACCUGGACAUUGUGGGCGUCGAAAGCAAGAAGCCCACCCACUUUGCCAUUGUCACCAGCGAUCGACCAUACUCGUUCGUUACUACCGGCGAUGCGGGCAAUUUCAGCUCGAACGCUGAUGUCAUUCUGAACGAUCUGGCCUCGGCCAUCAAGCAGAUAUUCCCAACAGUUCCUCUAAAAUACAUUAUCCGAAAGAUCGAUAUACAGCCUCCGGAACGGGAGACCGUAUUCUCCGAGGAAUUCCGACCUUCUGAUCCGCGAAAUGUGGGUCCUUGUGGGGGAUUCAGUGCCCAAUAUGCCUGCAUGUGCGAUUUCCACGGCGUUCCGUAUCGCGAGGAGGUGGCCUGGGAUGUGGACACCAUCUAUCUGUCACACGACACGCGAGUCCUGAACCUGCGCGACUUUGACCACCUGGAACCAAAAGACUUGAUGGCCAUCGUUUCGGCUCUGGAGUACAAUACGUUUUUUCGUGGGUUGAAGGCAGCCCACAUGCGGUUGUCCCACGAGACCCUGGAACGCAUCCUGCACGUCCUUAAGCGUUCGAUGUGGCUGGAAGAGCUGCAUUUGGAAGCAUUGGGCUUAAGAUGGGAUUUCCUGAACAAGUUAUCGAUAUCUGUGAUAACGAAUAGCAAUCCCGCCAUUCGCACCAUCGAUCUGAGCCACAAUAUAAUUGAGGAUAAAGGAGCAAGUUCAUUGUGCGCCCUAUUUGGAAAGAUUGUACAAGGUGCCAUUCAUCUGGCCGGGCCCAUUGCCAAGGUGUCCAAGGGCCUAUGCAAACUGGCCUUGGCCCACUGCGGACUUACUUCGAAGGGAGUCAACCAGAUGUCGCACUCGCUGACACUCAAUCAAAGUAUUUCUAAUUCGCUCACGUAUCUAGACCUAAGUGGUAAUAGUCUCAAAGAUGAUAUAACCAAUCUGCACAACUUCCUGGCGCAACCCAACGUGCUGGAGCACUUGGACCUGGCCUCGACUGACAUCACGCUGGAAAAUUUAUUUGGAGCUCUGUUGCGCGGCUGUGCCACGCAUUUGGCCCACCUGAACGUCUCGCACAACUCGUUCAGCACCAAAAAGGGCAAAGAGAUACCGCCUUCGUUUAAGCAGUUCUUCACCAGCACCUUCAGUUUGAAGCACCUUAACAUCGCCGGUUGUAAGCUGCCAAUGGAGGCACUUAAGAACUUGUUGCUUGGCCUUGCUUGCAACGAGUCAACAGCUGGACUUUACCUGGAUCUCAGUAGCAAUACUCUAGGCGCCCAAGGAGCCCAUGUGCUGGAGUCCUGCAUUCACGGAGUGCGAGUGCUGCAAAGCCUGGAUAUUAGCGAUAACAAUCUCGAUGCUGAGUUGGCACCCGUGCUAACGGCCAUUUCGAAGAACCCCUCGAUCCGGACGCUGCACAUGACCCGCAGUCUCACAGGCAUGAAGCCAAAGCACAUUCCGACAGUAAUGGACGCGCUGGUCAACCUUAUCCAGAAGGACGACUUUCCGUUGGCCGAACUGGUACUUUCUGAGAACAAACUUAAGCACGACCUGCACGACUUCAUCAACGCACUGGGCAGCAACCAAAGUCUUCAGAAAUUGGACAUCAGUGGAAACUUCAUGGGUGAUGUGGGGGCACGUCUUCUGGCCAAAGCUCUGCAAAUCAAUAACCGGCUGCGCACCAUUUACAUGGACAAAAACGGAGUAACGCUGCAGGGCUAUGCAGACAUCGUCUACGCUCUUGAGCAUAACCACAGCAUGCGCACCAUUCCCUUCCCCAUCUUCGAUAUAGCUCCACAUCUAAAGAGUCAUCCCGAAAAGACAGAUGCGGUAAUGCGGAAGAUGCAGGAGCUCCUGCAGCGCAAUUGCAACGGGUUAAAGCGGGCGACUGGCCAAGGAUUUCGGCUGCAGCACGGAUUCAUGCUUUCUUCCACGCACCAGCUGGUGGAUAAGUUAGUGGCCGAGACACAGGACACCAUUUCUAUGGCUAAGGGAGGCAGUGAUUCCGCUUCGGCGGUGCAGCGAUUGAUAACCGACGCGGAAAACUGCAAGCAACUGAUGCCCAAGCUGCAGGAGGCCGUUCGCAACGAAAGCCAUCCCAUCGAGAUGAAGCUGACCCGAGUGGCCAGUGAACUGAGCUAUACAAUCAAGAGUUAUCUGGAGGAGACACUGGAGACUAUGAUGCGCACUGGAAUCGAGCAGUGUCCCAAGACCUUGGGCAACCAGAUUGUAGUUCAGGACCUCCGCAAAGGACUCGCCGAGCGUCUGGUGGUGCCUGAGGAAUUUCUGCAGAUCUGUUUACUCAACAACGCCGGCAGCGAGAUCAUGAACAAAGUUUGUGAGAUUGAACAAUCUCUGGCCGCAGCCAUCUCGGAUCGUGCCACAGAUGAGGUGCUGGAGGCCUUGACCCGCUACCGCCGAGGUAUGGGCAUCGCGGAGUCGCCAUCGGUGCUGCUGGACGAACCGCAGACGCCGGACAUCGUGCGCAGUCGCUCCAGUCAUGAUGCGGAUGGUUUGAUCAUACGACCAGGUGGAAGAGGCUCGAUAUUGCCCAAACAGGGCUUGGAAUCGCCCACUAAAUUGGAAUAUCUCAACCUUGCUACCCCGCAUUUGCCCACCAAGCGACGCAGUUUGGCCAAGAAGGUGCGUCCCCAGUCAGUGGUGGAGAAUCUCAGCCUUGGUCACUUCCCUGACCUUUUAGAGUCGCCCUCCUCGCAUCGCUCCAAUUCCCAGUUGUCUGCCCGUGCAGCUGCAGGUGCAGCUGCUUUAGCGGGAGCCGCCAACAUGACCGAUAGUAUCUCGGCCAUGGACGACGGGGGAGUGGAUGAGUGCUGCGACUCCAUCACGGAGUUGCCAAGCGCCUCUUUCCAGCUGCAGCACCUGGUUAAAGGUCGGCCAAAGCGAGCCAAGACGCGUGCACCCACGCGUCCUUUAGUCAGUACUGAGUGUGCCGGGGGCAACAGAGAGAUCGGCGAAGGUCUGGAGCACUUUUUUCGGCCCGGGUCAGUAACUCCAACCACUCUGACUCCGCUGGUUUCGCCCACAUCGGAGGAAUGCAGCUCGUUGUCUUUUGUUGACAGCCCUACAAUGAGCCGUGAUGGCAAUGGACACAUGACCUCCGAGGAAACCACACCGAUUCUGGAGGAGCGCCGGCCAAUCAAAUUGGAGCGCCAGUCACCUUUGCUAAAGAGUGCAUCGUGGGCUACCCGAUCACGCUCCACGGACAAUCUGGAAAAGUAUUCACCUUUGGUGGGACGCAAAUCGCCACUGGUCAAGAUGCGAACAGAAGGAGGACCUGGUUCGGGUACUACUGGUGGCGCUGAUGAGCCGGUCAUGCCCAGCACUAAUUUUCUGAAAGUUACCGCCCGGGAGGAUAAAACACGUUCUCCCAGCAGCGAUUCAAUCAAGAAUCAUGCCACUGGCGACGGUAGCGUGAUUGUGAAGACGGGCAAUGGCAUCUUGCGAACGCCCAUUAUCCUGCAGAAGCCGCGACCAUGGUCGGUGGUAGGUAGCGAGCCAAAGGCAAGCGGAGAGCUCAUUACUGGCAAUGGUAACGAAUCCAGCAAGACCACGCCUGACAAACUGGAAGAAGAUGACGUUGAGAUAGUGACCUUUGGUACGAGCUGCGGUGGAAUAGCUUUAUCAGCCGGUGGCGGUGGCAGCAUUGUUACACCAGGAGGUGCCCUAGAAAAGAAGUCUGUGCGAGAACUAGCUGCGGGACUUAAUAGAAAGGAACUCCCCUUAAAACCGGCCGUUAUGCCCAGAACCCUGCUGAACACAGCAAGUUCCCGCACGACCACCUCAUCCACGGGGUCCGCCUCCAAUGGUGGUCCGGUUACCUCAUCCACGACCUCUAACACAUCGACAACAGUAUUAAACCAGAGCCAGACGCGAACGAGAAUCAUGAGCUCGACGAGCAGCACUAGCAGCACAGAGACCGUCACAGAGCACAGCAGCAUGAGCAGCUCGUCCAGCAGCCACGAGAAACAACAUGCCAAGGCAUGUGCGAGUCUGAUCAGCAAUGAGAUCCUAAGCAUGCGUAAUGGCCAAUUGGGAAGCAAAUCUGGAAGUUGUGCAGAAAGCGGUGGUGUGAAGCGGAUAGCUGGCAAGGAGAUCUCAACGCUAUUCGAGGAGACAUUAGUUGAAGAACUGCAGCAGAGCAUGGCGACCAGACGCAUGUUUAAAGACUCGCCCUACACCAAGGAGGAUGUCGUUGAUUUAUAAGUGUUCUAGUUAUAUGCUCAACAUUCCCUCACAUCGGCCCCUAGUCCUCCACCCAACCUGCCACAGUUUAGCGUGAUCGAUCGUAGGGGUGAUGAUUAAGUGAUUAAGUGAUGAUGAUGGAGACAGAUGGAUAGAUGGAAACGAGGUUGCAACUUAUUCGUACUGAACCAUUAAUUUAUGUGCAAUGGCGCGUGUGUGUUGUUUUUAUUUGGCAAUUUAGAAUGAACGUGAUUUAUUUAUUGAUAUAUAUACCCUGAUACUUUUAUCCAAAUUAACCUUUGCAUAUUUUUAAAGAUGUUUUGUGUACUAUAUUUUAUAUUUUUAUGUAUUUUAAAUGAGUUAAGUGCCAAUUAUAUACAGAAUUAACCUAAAUCUAUUUUUAGCGCGUGCUAUAUAAAAAUUUCAAUGAAACUAACGAAGAUAACGCAAUGAAUAUGAUACACUAUACAUAUUAUGUAAUACAAUUGCGUGCAUAAGAACUAUUUUAAUGGCCUAAACCUAAACAAAUCUAAAUGAAAUAUAAUAUUUUUUAUAACUGCUUCCAAAUACAAAUUUUAUCGUUUA
Molecule: messenger RNA, 5911 nt
Organism: Drosophila eugracilis
Lineage: Eukaryota; Metazoa; Arthropoda; Insecta; Diptera; Drosophilidae
Gene: LRR
Product: F-actin-uncapping protein LRRC16A
Exons: 22
Coding region: 947-5347 (1466 amino acids)
Biological process (GO): cell migration; regulation of Arp2/3 complex-mediated actin nucleation
Cellular component (GO): plasma membrane; lamellipodium
Molecular function (GO): protein binding
Source: RefSeq, a predicted model, not a curated record